AGUCACCUGCAGGGACUGCUGGUCCUUUGCCCAGGGUGCUGGUCCCCGCUGGUCGGGAAGAAGAGGGAACAGACACCACAGCCAUCUCUGUUGUGCAGUCAUUCUUGUGGUAACAGUCUUUCGGAGACUCCAACUUGAACAUGGGAUCAUCUGUGUCCAAGGCUGCCCUUGGGGCGACCACCGAUGAGCCCAUGGAACCAGAGCCAAAGCAUCUGGCCAGUCUACUACAGUAUAUAAACCAAACAAAUAUGAGUGUUGAACAUCUGGCUAAUGUCCUUUCUGCAAAAGCUAGGAGCAACAGCUGGGUGGUGGUCUUCAAAGCCCUGGUCACCAUACAUCACCUUAUGGUUAAUGGAAAUGAGCGUUUUAUUCAACAUCUUGCCUCUCGAAGUUCUUUGUUUACUUUACACAACUUCCUGGAUAAAAGUGUCAUAGAAGGCUAUACUAUGUCAACAUUCAUCAGACGAUAUAGCAGGUACCUGAAUGAAAAGUCGCUCGCAUACAGAAUGAUCUCAUCUGACAUCACAAAAAUCAAGAGAGGGUCAGUAAACAUCAUUAAUUUGACACAUGGUGUGAUGAGAAGUAUGAAUACCAAUGAGCUUCUAAACACACUUCCAGUCAUUCAAACCCAAUUUGAUGCUCUUCUUAAUUUUAAUGCAAAUCCUGACCAACUAACUAAUGGGAUCAUACAAUCUGCUUUUAUACUACUCUUUAAAGAUUCUCUUCGUCUUUUUUCAGCUUAUAAUGAAGGGAUCCUUAAUCUUUUAGACAAUUAUUUUAACAUGAGGAAGAACCAAUGCAAGGAAAGCUUGGAUAUUUACAUCAAAUUUCUUGGAAGAACAGCCAAACUGACAGAAUUCCUAAAGGUUGCAGAGGAAUUUGGAAUUGAGCGGAAAGACAUUCCAUAUCUUUCUCAGGUACCACACAGUUUAAUUGAAGCACUAAAACAGCAUUUAGCUUCUUUGGAAUUGAAAAAUGACAUACUGUCUUCUUAUAGGUUAUUUUGUCCACAUAAUUUGUUACAACUACCAUUAUUUUCACAAGCUUGCAAAUCUGUUGGAGACGAACAGCAAGGUGAAAAAGUCACAGCAAACAACUUGGAUGGCCCACUUGUAGGAAGUUCCAACUUCCAUGGAAUGUCCUCCCAUAAUGUCAUCUAGAUCCAUUAUUUAUACUAAAUAUGGUUUAAAGACCAGCAAUCUUCCCAUUCGACGCCCAGGUUACCAGAUGCAGUUCAAGUAGAGGCAACAAAGCAGAACAACUCAGAUUCAAGUGGAAAAAUUAUGAUCUUUCAACAGGCUGAACUGAACUGAAUCAUCCUCAUCUUCCAAAUUCAAUAAACACAACCCUGGCAUUUGA
Peromyscus maniculatus bairdii (prairie deer mouse) is the source of this 1359-nucleotide messenger RNA. Its product is annotated as phosphatidylinositol-binding clathrin assembly protein-like. Lineage: Eukaryota; Metazoa; Chordata; Mammalia; Rodentia; Cricetidae. Gene Ontology annotation, cellular component: clathrin-coated vesicle; clathrin-coated pit; extrinsic component of presynaptic endocytic zone membrane. Gene Ontology annotation, molecular function: SNARE binding; clathrin heavy chain binding; 1-phosphatidylinositol binding. Gene Ontology annotation, biological process: synaptic vesicle budding from presynaptic endocytic zone membrane; clathrin coat assembly; clathrin-dependent endocytosis. The record is from RefSeq and is a predicted model, not a curated record.